Anneissia japonica is the source of this 1031-nucleotide messenger RNA. RefSeq names its product low molecular weight phosphotyrosine protein phosphatase-like. Bases 60 to 545 code for a protein of 161 amino acids. The transcript is spliced from 5 exons. NCBI's taxonomy places the organism in Eukaryota, Metazoa, Echinodermata, Crinoidea, Comatulida, Comatulidae. The record is from RefSeq and is a predicted model, not a curated record. Gene Ontology annotation, biological process: protein dephosphorylation. Gene Ontology annotation, cellular component: cytoplasm. Gene Ontology annotation, molecular function: acid phosphatase activity; non-membrane spanning protein tyrosine phosphatase activity.
AUGAACCACCAAAUGUAACUUAAAAACGACGCAAGAGGGCGCUUUAUCACAACAAACUGAUGGCGAACAUGGCCUGUGAAAGUAAAAAGUCUGCUCUUUUUGUUUGCCUUGGCAAUAUUUGUCGGUCAGUUAUGGCAGAGCAGAUUCUUCGUGAAUUGGUAGAGGAGAAGGGAACCUCAGACCAGUGGAAGAUAGACAGUGCUGCUACAGCAACAUAUAAUAUCGGUAACACACCUUAUGAUCUGACAAAUGAAACACUGACAAAGCAUAACAGCAAACCGAGCAGUCAUAAAGCUAGACAGAUAUCUACACAGGACUUCUACGAUUUUCAUUACAUCUUUGGCUUUGAUGAUGAUAAUAUGAGGCAACUGAAAAAACGCAAGCCAAAAGAGAGUACAUGCGAGUUAAUAUUAUUAGGUGAUUUGGACACGGACAAGAGUACAAAUACUAUAAUUGACCCUUAUCCAGGCCCUAUAGAAGCUUUUGAAACUGCAUAUGAGCAAUGUUAUCGAUGCUGCAAGGUUUUCCUAUCUCAAGCUCAGUAGAUAUGCUGCACCUACUAAUUUCUGUUGUCCACAAAGUCUUCACAAUGCUGUGUCAUAAAAAAGUAUGUCGUGUUAUGCAGCUAAUCUGGAAUGAUGUGCGAAUGAUUUAAAAUAAAUAAAUGCCAAUGAGAAUCUUUGAAAUGGCCGCAGCUCAAUUGUAGAAUUACAUGUAUUAAAAUAAAAACAUUCACAAACAAUAAUAGAAUUGUGUAUAUCUUUAAUUACUGCAUUUAUUUCUCAACACAACAAAUUAAAAAAAACAUAAGCCACAAAGUAAGCGGCAUUUAAGUACAAUCCAUGGUACAUAUAACAUAAACGAUACACACAAUUGAUUACAACAGAUCAUUAAGAAAUAUUAUGUUCCUGAGUAUUGAAGUACAAUAACAUUAAUUUAGGUAAAACCAACAGACCUUUUGUAAUGAGUUGUAGUGAAUAGAGAUUGCAAAGCCUACAAACAGAAAAAAUGUUUUUUUUUAUAAUACCUGA